AUGGCCUCUUUCCAUGACUGUCCCAGAGAGCUCACAGACUCUAUCCUCGAACAGGUCUCGACCUGUGACCUUGCCGCCCUGAGCCUCACGAGCAAGAAGUUGCGUGCAGUAGCAACUCCGUUGCUCUAUUCUCAAAUCCAUUUUAGCAUCAAUCGAAACAACCCACGCCCUCUGAUACACCUUUGUCGAAGCAUCUUUAAGAACCCUAAGCUGGCAAUAUAUAUUAAGUCAGUGCGUCUGCGCGAUGGUGAACCCGAAAUUCAGAGGCUUUUCCGAGAACACUAUCAUCAUCAGUCCCGAACACCCAAGGCAUCUCCACCACAGCCGACAGACGAAGACGGCUUACCUAAUUUUGUCUCAUUUAUCGCAGGUUCUGGCCUGUCGUAUGCUACUCUGUGGAUAGAGAAAUUGCGCGCAGGCAAUUUGAACGCCUAUGUUGCAUUACUACUCUCUAAACUGCCUAACCUUAUCACUUUUCGCGUUGGAUACGCAGUUGUCUUAGCGGAUCUUAGUGGUCUCAAAGAUGACGCGAAGCCACCAGAGACCGCAGGCGAGAACCAGUUCCUUGGCAAAAUAUUCCAAUCUGCCGCCUUUGAUACAUCAAACCAUGGGAUUUCUCGCUUCCAACACCUCCAGGAUGUCUUUUAUCCUGGCCCAAUAGAGGCUAACCCUGGGCGCAACCCAGACUUUUCCAACCCAAGGGAUGUAAUGGCACUUCUCAGUCUUCCGUCAAUACAUGGCCUUUCAGGCUGGUGUCUGAACCCUAGCUCGUUCCCAUUUACCUGGCCAGGGCCAGCAGGCCCGCCCAAUCUCUCUCACCUCACCUCACUGUCUAUGUCAUUCGUCCACGUCGACUUCUUGGCACAAAUCAUAGAACAAACCACAAACCUCAAGAAGCUAAGCUGGGAGUGGAAAUAUAUAGCUGAAGUCGACCCGCUAAAUACCGACACAAUCGACCUCGACAGAUUCGUUGAAGCUAUAAAACCUUGCCAGGAUACACUUGAGGAUCUUACCAUCGAUUGCAUCAAUACUAUCCCCUGGUAUGACUUCGAACGUAGGGAAAUCAAUCUUCGAGGAAAUCUCCACGGCUUGGAUCAAUUCGCCAACAUUAAGCGAUUCAAGGCCCCUUUCACACUUCUCCUUCCAGAUUGGGAUGAAUACGAACCAAAGGAAUCGACACGACUGGAAGACAGCAUGCCUCCUAAUGUUGAGAUUGUGACGAUCACCGACGAAGACUGGGUACCUGACUAUCCUUACGAUUCGGAAAGCGAAAUGGCGAAGCUGCGGUCUUGGGUUACCGAGACGGCCGCGACGAGGACGCCAAAGCUUGUUGAGAUCUGCUUCUAUCUGACUUGGGCGUCGGAUUAUGACAGGCUUGAAAAAUAUGAGGACUUUCAUCGGGUUUUUGAGGGAUCACCGUUGAGGCAUAGGAUCAUCAGGACGAGGGAUGAGGAGCCCUGGAAAAAUGUGUGA
Didymosphaeria variabile is the source of this 1473-nucleotide messenger RNA. RefSeq lists its product as uncharacterized. Bases 1 to 1473 code for a protein of 490 amino acids. NCBI's taxonomy places the organism in Eukaryota, Fungi, Ascomycota, Dothideomycetes, Pleosporales, Didymosphaeriaceae. Gene Ontology annotation, molecular function: protein binding. The record is from RefSeq and is a predicted model, not a curated record. The transcript has a single exon.